AGAGACGUGGCUCGAGCCGGGUCCAUUCUUGGCGCGCCCAAUGCAGGUCAGGCUUGGCCAUGUGGGAUUACGGUGGUAGUUGGACUUCCGGAAGGGAGCCGGAUGGAAUUUUAUCUGGCCCAGGUCGCCAGCUGCAAUCGGAUUCGCAGGGAUGGCCUGUGGAUCAAGGAUAUUUAUCUGGCCCAGGUGGCCAGCUGCAAUCGGAUUCGCAGGGAUGGCCUGUGGACUACGUAGACGAUGGUAUGCGACGGCAGGUGCAGGAGGUUCUGCUGAGUCAAGCAUUGGGCUUUGAACAGACGAACCAUCGAAAAGCGUUUGGGCCAAUGUACUUCCAAGCAUUCGGAGCGCGAGAUCAGGAUGCCACGCCCUCGGGGAAGCCACAGGCUUUCUCGAAUCAAUUCCGGCGAAUGAAGGAGGAUUGGCGUCCGAAUCGCGAUCCGCGGUUUUGGUACAAGAAGCAGGCUUACAACAACUACAAUCCGGAGGAGCCGCCCUUCAAGGCCGCUCGAGCAGGGAAGGAACUCCGCGCACUCUUGGAUUUCUACUUCGAGCCUUUCAACCUGCAGCACAACAAGUACCUUCUCGACCUCAUCGCGCAAAAAAUUGGACCCUCGAAGGCACUCUGGACCAGAAGCCAGCUGGCAGAGCUUCGUUUUGACCCAGAGGACCUGAUGGGGCUGAAUCGCAUCGCGGCGAGCAUCUCGCGAAUGCGCCACAGCGGAGCCGAGUUGCUGCCGCUGGACGACCCUGAAGGCCUUGGCUUCAGGGUUCGGAGCCGCUUCUGGCAUCCCAGGGGCGAGAAACCCACCGCUGACUUCUCCCUCAAGAAUCUGCGCUUCACACAGAGCAGUGAAUUCAUUCUGAACACACUGCUCGAGGUGAGGGGCUUUGCAACUUUGGACACAGCAGAACAUGUGGUGGCUCACCUCAUAUCACCGUCCACCGAGAAAGUCAAGGUCCCAGACAAGGUGUUCAGCGUGACUUCCCUGAACUGCGAAGGCAUACGAGAGGGGAGCAUUCCGGAGAGCAACGUGCAGUCCACGGAGGCGGCCGUGUCUGGCAAACGAGAUCGAGCUCUGCGAGCACUAGCCCUGGGUGCCUGUGCGUACUUGGCAAGCUGCGCGCCUGUGCAAUGCCGGCCAAACUUUACUGUUACAGAUGGGCUCGCGAGCGCUGCUGUUCUUGGCACCUCGUCGUGGCUGUGCUACGACUGGCUGCUUCGCCAGCGGCUGCAGAAGCCAUAUCUUGAAAUGCGCGUGGUGGAUGCGACUAUCAACAAUCAGGCUGAGGUGGAAGAGCGGGUGGGCAACCUGACCUCCAGCAUAGAUGGAGUGGAAGCUGCCACAGAAGGAUGGCAUCGUCUCUACAGCCCGUCUUUGACAUCUGUGGUGUGGUUUUACCAAAGCGAACAUUUGAGAUGUGGGAAGGCCGGGAUUUUGAAGAUGGUCUUGGAAAAAGAUGACCAGAUGCUUGACAACCCGUACCCAAAGCUCUCAGGUCCUCGAAGCACCCGGUUUCCGCAAGCCAUUGAGCACCUUUACGUAGCACCAAGAAUUCGUCGAAAGCCCGGGGCCGUGGGAUCCGUGACGGGCUUUGCCUGGAAUGCCCCCAACGGCUCUGAGCUGAACAUCAGCGCAGGGCAGACUUUGGUGAGCCUUUCCUUCGUGUCAGGCGGAGUGCUCCGCCUGCGCCUGGCGCCCAGCGGCGACAUCUCGGACCCCAUGCACUCGGAGAUCGUGACGCUUCCGGGAGCAGCGCCAGGCGCGAAGUUCGCGAAGACGGCGGAUGGCUUCGAGUUUGCCAGCGGCGGGGUGAAGGUCACUGGGUCGUUGGACCCGCUGCUGCUGACGCUGCACCGGGCUGAAGCGGUGGUCUGGCAGGAGCUGGAGCCGAUGGCUUGGAACACCACCAGUACCUGGCAAACCUUGGCGAACGACGGGGAGAGCUUCUAUGGCUGCGGCAUGCAGAAUGGCUACUUCGACCACACCGGGCGCUUUGUUCUCAUCCGCGAGGGUGGUGGUUGGGAUGCCGGCGGCCGCGCCAACCCGGCGCCUUUCUACAUGUCGUCCAAGAGCUACGGAGUGCUGCGCAAUACCUACAAGCCUGGAGGGUAUAAUUUUUCGCAGCGCGUCAUGCUCUCGCAUGACGAGCCCGGGCUUGACGCCUUCUUCUUCAUCGGCACAUCCAUGAAAAAGGUCUUGAAUCUGUACACAGGCAUUGCUGGGAGACCAGUCCUGCCGCCCCUUUGGGGCCUUUUUCUCGGAGACUCGGAUUGCUACAACAACAAGCGUCACAAGGAGACCUCCUCGGCGCUGGCCGUGGCCAAGAAUUACUCCCGUCACCAGAUGCCCCGAGGCUGGAUGUUGGUGAACGAUGGAUAUGGCUGCGGCUACACCUCGCGCAACAUGCUCCAGGAGACUCAGGAGGGUCUGGAAUCGAAUGGGCUUCGCAUGGGCCUGUGGACCUCUACGGGACUUGCCAAUGCCAGCUGGGAGAUUGGCAAUGCACGCUCCCGCGUGAUCAAGACAGACGUGGCCUGGGUGGGCAGCGGGUACCGCUUCGGCCUGCAGGCAGUGAAGCUUGCCGCGCAGCUCAUGGUGAACGCCUCCGACAGUCGGCCCUACACCUGGACGGUCUGCGGCUGGGCGGGAACCCAGAAGUACGCCGUGAUUUGGACCGGAGACAACAGCGGUAGCUGGGAGUACAUUCGCAUGCAAAUUCCGACCAUGAUUGGCAGUGGCUUGAGCGGAUUUGCCCACGCUACUGGAGAUGUUGAUGGCAUUUUCGGAGGCUCUGCCGAGACAUAUGUGAGAGACUUGCAGUGGAAGACAUUUCUGACAGUCGCUAUGACCAUGAGUGGGUGGGCAAAGUAUGACAAGCAGCCGUGGGUUUAUGGCGAGCCUUACACCAGCUACAACAGGAAGUGGCUGCGAUUGAAGGCCCGCCUGACGCCCUACUUAUACUCUUUGGCUUUUCAUGCGCAUCUCACCGGGGAGCCGCCAGUCCGCGCCAUGCAACUGGAGUUUCCCACUGAAAAAUGGUCCAGCCUGAAUCAGUCUGCGCUCCAGUACCAGUUCAUGUCAGGACCGUUUUUCCUUGUUGCGCCAAUCUUCCGCAAUGAGUCGAAGAGAGACGAUAUUGUGCUGCCGUCUGGCGAAUGGAUCGACUACUCUGACGGAUCCCGCUUUACUGGACCUACGACUCUUCAAUCUUACCCAUGCCCACUGGAAGAGCUCCCGGUGUUUGUCCGUGCAGGGGCCAUUAUACCCAUGUGGCCUCAGCUGGACUAUGUUGGAGAAACUCCUUUGGAUGUGUUGACCUUGGAUGUGUAUCCUCCAACGGCUCCCGGCACAUCCAGCUUCACUCUGUAUGAGGAUGAUGGUGUCUAG
This is a messenger RNA of Effrenium voratum, 3389 nucleotides long. Lineage: Eukaryota; Dinophyceae; Suessiales; Symbiodiniaceae. The record is from the annotation of a GenBank genome assembly.